Messenger RNA from Aedes albopictus (Asian tiger mosquito), 936 nucleotides. RefSeq names its product chymotrypsin-2. Gene Ontology annotation, biological process: proteolysis. The transcript is spliced from 2 exons. The coding region runs from base 77 to 814 and encodes 245 amino acids. Lineage: Eukaryota; Metazoa; Arthropoda; Insecta; Diptera; Culicidae. The record is from RefSeq and is a predicted model, not a curated record. Gene Ontology annotation, molecular function: serine-type endopeptidase activity.
AAAGUCAACAGCUCAGUCACUGGAAGCAGCAGCAGCACAGUUGUGAACAAUACAGACUCGAGUAGCCGGAACGACGAUGAAGGUGUUCGUUUUGUUGGUAGCCGCUUUGGUUGGAUGCGCUCAGGCCGUCGUCGAUGGAGAGUUCGCCGAAAAGGGCCAGUUCCCGUAUCAGGUGGCGCUAACUCAGAAGGGCAAGCUGCGCUGUGGAGGUGCACUGGUUCAUGAGCGAUUCGUGCUGACCGCUGCCCACUGCCUGUUCGAUGGAGAGAAUCAGGUUUCGGAAAAGGGACUCCGUGUGUUCUUCGGAAGCGAACGAUUGAUGAUGGGUGGACAGUUCCGCAACGUGAAGACCGUCCACGUUCACGAGGAUUUCGAUCGAGGAACUUUCAAGUACGAUCUGGCCUUGUUGGAACUUAACAAGCCAGCUCAGUUCAGUGAAACCGUUGAGGCCGCAACUGUUAGCGAAACGCCGUUCGGUUUGGAAGAAUCGGUUACCUUCUCUGGAUGGGGACGUACUGCUGAUGGUGAGAAUACUACCUACAAGCUGAAGCACACUGCUUUUACUGCUCUGACCACCGAAGAAUGCCAGAACUACUUGGGUGAAUCAUUCUACGAGGGCGCUCUGUGUUUCCACAAUCAGGAAGGCCACAGCAGUGCCUGCUUUGGAGACUACGGAGGCCCAGCUGUUUUCGAGAACACCGUCGUCGGUGUUGCCAGCUACACUUUCGAAGGCACCUGCGGUAGCGAACACCCAGACGUGUUCGUAGAUGCCGGAUUCUUCCAUGACUGGGUCCAAGAAAAGCUCGUCGACUAAUUAUUUUCAAGUACUUUAUUUUUCGCUAAUCCACUUAAUAUCUACGUUACUAUUUACAUGAUUUGUUGUUGUACUCAAUCAAUCAUCGAUCAAAUAAAAACACGACUACGGUCAUUAUAAUA